UACAGAAGCUACCUUAUAACAAUACUUUUCCAGCUACCUUUUUUUUCUCUCCUCUCAUAUUUUCUUUUAAGUUGCUUUCAAAUAGAACUACAAGGACAUGCAAAUACAAAUGCAACCCUAGUUAAAAAAUAGACACCACUAUGUUAAUUAACUCAGUUCCCUUUCUAGCUAUUUUUCUCAUUAUAUAAAGCUUCUUCCACCAGUUUUAUAUCCUAUAACUAGAUCUCAUUGUUAAUUACUUUCUACACACUCUACACUUGAUAUCAAGAUGGAGGAAUCACUAAAUAUGAUGUGGAUGAAAAGGAAACAAAUCUUGCACUCACACAAUGAAGUAGUACCAUCAUUUGGAACCAUCAACAAUAGGUCUUGGGAGGAAAAAGCUUUUGCAGAAGAUGCAGCUAGGAUACUUGGUGGAUGUAUAUGGCCUCCAAGAUCUUACUCAUGUCACUUCUGUAAAAGAGAGUUUAGGUCUGCUCAAGCUUUAGGUGGUCACAUGAAUGUUCAUAGAAGAGAUAGAGCUAAGCUCAAACAAAGUCUUAACCACCAUAAUGAAUUAGAACUUCAUUCUCAUCACAAAAAUCAUUUUACAACAAGCAGAGAUAACUCUUCUACUUGGCCAUCAACUACAUAUACACAAGAAAACUGUUUUCAGCCAAACAUGUCUUCAUAUUCUUCUUCAAUUAAAUGGGGGAAUAACCACAAGGAGUCUCUUGAUUCUGAACAAAAAGGGCUAGCUAAUGCAAAGGAGCAAAUUUUCAAAGGUUAUGGUUGUAAUGAUUAUGUUGAAACAAGUUUGUCUAUGGGACAAAAUAAUUCAAUGUUUGGCCAAAAAUUGCAAACUGAGGAUGAUUCAUGUGGUGGGGACAAAGGCAUAAAUUAUAAAAGACCAAAGACAGCUUCCAUUUCUUCUUCACUGCCUGUCUUGCUGAAGCCAUGUUUGAAUGAUAGAUGUUUAACUUUUCAGUCUGCAGAGUUUGUAAUUGGAGUUAAGCCUGGAAUAGAAGACUUGGAUCUUGAACUCAGGCUUGGGAAACUAACACAGAAAGUUUAGCAUAUAGGACAGAAACAGAUUGUAAUGGAAUAUUAAUGGUCAGUGUUUUGUCCUUUUUCUAGUUUAUUAAUUAGAAGUUCAUAGAUAAAUAUCUAUGCAACGACCUUUAAUUUCUUUGUCUAAUUAAAACCUUGAAAAUAAUGACAAGGUUUCAUUAUUUUCAUGAAAUGUUUAACUUUUU
This is a messenger RNA of Medicago truncatula (barrel medic), 1232 nucleotides long. Its product is annotated as probable transcriptional regulator RABBIT EARS. NCBI's taxonomy places the organism in Eukaryota, Viridiplantae, Streptophyta, Magnoliopsida, Fabales, Fabaceae. Bases 269 to 1051 code for a protein of 260 amino acids. The transcript has 2 exons. The record is from RefSeq and is a predicted model, not a curated record.